CAGAGGAGAGAGGGAUAAGACGCCUGGCCUGGUGAAGCAACCAUUUCUCACCAAUUGUUGCGCUCACCAUCUCCCAAACGCUCUUUCCCGCUUUACUUUUCCCGAUAAAAGAGAAGAGAAAGCGAAUCCAAACCCACCCGCAAACCCAUCAGAAGGAGCCCAAUUGAUUCUAGAUGUAUAGAGAGAGAGAGAGGGAGGAGAUGGAAGAGAAAAGGUUGUGUUCAUGGCGACCAUCAUCGUCUUCCAAGCUUUUGUGGCUGAUAGUCCCACUGGUGGUGUUUUUUGGGGUUGUGGUUUUACUGGGUCCAAAUACCUCGAAUUGGGUUCUUGAUUUGGACCGCUAUCCACGGGCGUGGAGUUCUGUUAUUUCUUCUUAUGCUUCUUCUCCCGCUGUGUUUUCCGGCGAAAACAGUUCCGUUUCGUCGGAGGUGGCGCAUUUGGGUUGGCAUUCGAGGUUAGCUGAUGGAGAAGAGGCUGUGUCGUACGAGUUCGGCGUUCUUAAUCGGUCGUCUUCUCCACCGCUUGCCAUUGAAGUUAUUCAAAUCUCUCCACCGAUCGCAGCUGUUGAGGAGAAUCGUGAAGAGAGCUCCAAAUCCAAUACUAGCAUAAAUGGAGCCCCUACUGUAGUUCCUUCUGUAAAUGAAUCUCCAGCUCCUCCCAUGGCGCCGGCGAGAUUAGGUCGACGAAAACAGACCAACUUAAUGAAGCUUGAAGCCGGCCUCGGCCGAGCUCGGGCCGCCAUUAGAGAAGCUUCAAGCAACGGGAACCAAACCCAAGAUCCCGACUUUGUCCCCAGAGGCCCAAUGUACUGGAAUCCCGCUUCCUUCCACAGGAGCUACUUGGAAAUGGAGAAGCAGUUGAAGGUAUUCGUGUACGAAGAAGGAGAGCCGCCGCUGUUUCAUAACGGGCCGUGCCGGAGCAUAUACGCCAUGGAAGGAAACUUCAUCCACAGAAUAGAGGUGAGCGGGUUCCGAACCGGAGAUCCCAACAAGGCCCACGUGUUCUUCCUGCCGUUCAGCGUGACGUCGCUCGUCCGUUACGUCUAUGUCGGGGAUUCUCACGACUGGUCGCCGAUGAAACAUACGGUGAGAGAUUACAUCAAUCUCGUGGCCGAAAGAUACCCGUUUUGGAACCGGAGCCUCGGCGCCGAUCACUUGAUGCUCGCCUGCCAUGACUGGGGGCCGGAGCUCUCCAAGGCCAUCCCUCACCUCUACAAAAACUCCAUCCGGGCGCUCUGCAACGCCAACACCUCCGAAGGAUUCCAGCCCAAGAAAGACGUCUCCUUCCCGGAGAUCCUCCUCCCGGACGGCACCACGAAGCAGCUGCUCGGAGGCCCUUCUCCCUCCCGGCGUCCCAUCCUGGCCUUCUUCGCCGGCGGCGUCCACGGCCCCAUCCGCCCGAUCCUCCUUGAACACUGGGAGAACAAAGACGCGGACAUCCAAGUCCACAAGUACCUGCCCAAGGGCGUCUCCUACCGCGGCAUGAUGCGCAAGAGCCGCUUCUGCAUCUGCGCCAGCGGCUACGAGGUGGCCAGCCCCCGCAUGGUGGAGGCACUCUACAUGGGCUGCGUGCCGGUGCUCAUCAAGGACCACUACGUCGCUCCCUUCAGCGACGUUCUCAACUGGAAAUCGUUCUCGGUGGAGAUUCCGGUGAGGGAUAUUCCAGCGCUGAAGAGGAUUCUGGCGGGGAUUUCCCAGUCGCAGUACAUAAGGCUGCAGCGGCGGGGCCUGCAAGUGCGGCGUCAUUUCGAGGUGAACUUGCCGCCGAAGCGAUUUGAUGUUUUUCACAUGAUUCUGCACUCCGUCUGGCUUAGAAGGCUCAACGUCCGCCUUCGAGAAGAUGGUGAUUCGGAAUGGAUUGUCAACUGAGAAAUCUACUAGCUGUAAUGUCCAAAGUAGACAUUGUGCUUUCUCUUAUUUAUUUAUUUUAUAAAAAUGUUUUCCAUUAAAAAUUGAA
Messenger RNA from Diospyros lotus (date-plum), 1956 nucleotides. Its product is annotated as probable glycosyltransferase At5g03795. Bases 174 to 1868 code for a protein of 564 amino acids. The transcript is spliced from 4 exons. The record is from RefSeq and is a predicted model, not a curated record. Lineage: Eukaryota; Viridiplantae; Streptophyta; Magnoliopsida; Ericales; Ebenaceae. Gene Ontology annotation, molecular function: glycosyltransferase activity.